This is a messenger RNA of Blastomyces gilchristii SLH14081, 1990 nucleotides long. Its product is annotated as ubiquitin-conjugating enzyme E2 C. The coding region runs from base 458 to 1012 and encodes 184 amino acids. NCBI's taxonomy places the organism in Eukaryota, Fungi, Ascomycota, Eurotiomycetes, Onygenales, Ajellomycetaceae. The record is from RefSeq and is a predicted model, not a curated record. The transcript has 3 exons.
GGAUGAUAUCACAUUAUUAUGCAUCUUGGGGUUUUUUCUGCCGUGGAGCCUCGAGGGUAGGCGGUGACCAAUCAUCACCAGCGGCAGCGCGGGCGCGCGGGAAGUUGGUUGCCCGGUAAACAAACCUCCAGAAGCUCACCCAAAACGCUGGGUUUGCUACAACCGAAACAACAACCUCUUCCGGCCCCAGUCUUGACAAUUCAUGCCAUCAUCCCUACAUUAUCCUGUUUCCUGUUUUAACCCUGGCUAUCAUAAGGUGACUUUGACUGCUGCGCGAGGAGCAUUCAAAACCCUUGUUCUGGCCCCCUCGCUCUCAGCCGGCCCCCGCUGCUUGAUUGACAAUCAGCGAGAGCUCUCGCAGCCUCCUCUAUAAAAGCCCCCUUGUCUCCCCAUUUCCUAUUACCAUUGUCGUUUUCGUUUGGAUAAACAAGAGAGUUGCUCAAGCAAGCACGCGGCCAUGGACUACAACGUGGAAGACACCCAAAACUCCGGCCCAGGUUCCGCCGUGACCCUGGAGACUUCAAAACUGGGCAUUGGCGUGACAAGGACGGAUACUCAAAAUGUUACGAAGCGACUACAGAGUGAACUGAUGCAGUUGAUGAUGUCUCCUUCGCCGGGUAUAUCUGCCUUCCCAGACGCUGAUGGCAAUCUACUUUCGUGGACGGCCACAAUCAGCGGACCAACAGAGACGCCCUACGAGGGCCUCACAUUGAAGCUUUCCUUUGUCUUUCCUUCAAACUACCCCUAUGCGCCGCCGACAGUCCUCUUCAAGACGCCCAUUUACCACCCCAACGUCGACUUUUCCGGUCGGAUCUGUCUCGAUAUUCUGAAGGAUAAGUGGAGUGCGGUGUACAAUGUGCAGAGCGUUCUGUUGAGUCUGCAGAGCUUGCUGGGGGAACCUAACAAUGCAAGUCCACUAAAUGGUCAAGCCGCAGAGCUCUGGGACAACAACCCAGAGGAAUAUAAGCGGCAUGUUCUCGCACGACAUCGGGAUAUUGAAGCUGGUGAAUAGAAGAUUAAGGUCAUUUGGCUAUUGACGACAAUUUAUGAUGGAGCUGGAAAUUAAUCAGGAUGCAUAACGUUUCUUUUUCUGGUUGGUUUUGCAUGAAAUAAAACCACCGUUGGGUUGUUUUGGGGGGUUAUACAUUGCGAGCCCUUGUGGUUUACUCUCUUCCACCACCGUUUUGAAACAUGGAGUUCGUCAGGGUGCUCUGCUUCUUUUUUUCUUCCGCUAUUUAUUUAUAUUUUCCCCUACAACUAGGUUGUUACGACUUGGAGUACGAAUUCCAGUUUUUGGAGGACAGCGAAUAAUAUUCCUCUCUUCUUUUUUCCCCAACUCUCGCUGUUCCUCUUCCUCUCUCAUUUUAGCAGACACUGCCUUCCCACUGUUUCAUACGCUACCUUCACAUACCUAGUCAUCUUCCUGCUGGGGAGUUUUGAUCUCCUUCCCAUGUUGUCGUUGGUUCGCAUUGGAUCUCCAAGAAUGCUGGCGUGCGAAGUUUGCCAUUGGUGAAAUUGAACAACGCCCUGUUGAAGUCCCUCUUUUUUUUUCACCUCUAAGCUCUCAAGCGGAACUCACAGAGGCUAUGUUUGUAUAUGGAUUAUCCUUAAAAUUGCAGAACAUAUCAUUAUCCUACACUCUGCCUUUGGAGACGUGCGCGCGGUGUGUCCUUUGCAGACCCGACUACCGUGUACCGUGGCUCCCACUAUCACCUCAGCUACUAAACGUAACACCCCUCUUCUACAACAUAUACUACACUUGACAUUCAACACCAGAUGGAGUUAACGUGCCUUUCACUACACCAGGAGCCAAUGCUGUCAUGCGUCUUUUAGACCAUUUCUCUCUAGAGACGUAGUUGACAGCACACUGUCUGUAACUUACACCGAGAAAGAGUUUUAUAAACCGGCUUACUCUAGCGAUAAUAUCCAGGAGCGUCAAGGUAUAGAGAAACAAGCCAAGCUCCUGUCAAAUGUCGAAUGAGUGGGUUAA